This is a messenger RNA of Diaporthe batatas, 2472 nucleotides long. RefSeq lists its product as uncharacterized. Lineage: Eukaryota; Fungi; Ascomycota; Sordariomycetes; Diaporthales; Diaporthaceae. The transcript has 3 exons. The record is from RefSeq and is a predicted model, not a curated record. Bases 1 to 2118 code for a protein of 705 amino acids.
AUGAAGUGUUCUGGUGGACCGGCACCAUAUCUCGUCUCACCCGGCCCCCUUACGUCAAUCACGCUGGGCGAGCCUCAGCCUCUCAUACAAACCGUCUCAUCCGCAUCAUCCACCCCUUCGGACGGGUCCAGUGUCAGGACGAGCUUCAACUUGAAUGUAGGAGGCCAAUACCCGCUCGUUGCGAAGCGAAAAGGGCUCAACGACGGUGACUUUAGCUUUGGACAUCACAAUCAGCAACCUCAACAAAAGAAACAGAAACAGCAACAGCAACAGCAACAGUCAGAGCCACAGGACUACAUCCCUACUCCCAAUGAUGUAGAGACACCCUACUCAGCCGUACAGGAUCUCGAGGCUCACCAGCUUCCCGUUGUGGCCACGGGUCCUAUUCGCUCAAACACCACAUCAUAUACAGAGAGACCCCCAGACACCGGACUGAACAACCACGACCACAGCCUGCUCUCGUACCUCACCGUUGCGGGAAUACCGCUCGCCGAGGCGGAGCAGAUGUAUGCGCUCUUCGGAGAGCGCAUCGCCCCUUUCAUACCCAGCCUGGUCGAGGAGGACUUCUCCAGCCUCCCCACCGAGGCGGACUCCCUCCUGGGCCUGGCCGCCAUCCACGCGAUCGCCCGCUACCUGCCCGACACGGCACAGCUGCGCUCAAGACUGUGCGGCAUUCUCAAACGCCGCCUCCAGGACGUCGUCUUCCGGACCCCGCAGCGCAGUAACGCCGCCGCGGAGCCGGACGCCGGCCUCGACAAGGGGACCAUGCAGGGCCUCGUGGUGCUGUACUCGUGCUGUGAGGCGAGCGGGCCGUACCACGCGCAGGCGGCGUGCAGGGAGGAUGACCCGCCUGACAUGCUGACGGUCAAGUCCAUCACCGAGGGGUUUGCCGUCAAGAUGCGCAUCGGCGGCGUUGACAGGUCCGAUGGGCAGAGCCCGCUGCCUUAUAUAUGGUGGCUUUGGCUGUACACAAUGAGUCACCAGUAUGUUGCGACACCGCCUCCUCACAUUGUCCCAGUGAAGAGAACACGGAUUUCUGCUGACGCGACCAAACCCUCCCCCAGUGCGGCUGUUCUACACGGGUGCGCCCGGACGAUGUGGGCUUCUGCGGGCGUGUACCGUGCAAAGAGAGUUGUCGAGCAGCAUUCUGAUAAUGUGCGCUUGAGGCGCCUUGUAGGGGAGGCUGAGCUUUGCUUGCUCUGGGAGUCCGUCCGCUCCAAGCCAGGAGAUAUGGCUUCGAAAGUCGAUACAGAACUACGUGCCUGGAUGGAUAAGUGGAGUGCAUUCUGCGGUAGAGCCGAGGGCCGCCAGCUCCUCUUCCACUUUCACUUCAUGCGGUUCCAGCUCUGCACAUUUCCCGCGCGGUCCGCCGUCGGUAGCGCGCUGGGGGCUCGGGCAGAGAGCCUCGAGGCGGCACAAGAGUUCAUCCGCUGCAUGACGGCGCUCUCCCCGAUAAGCAAAGAGCGGCUCAGGUACAUGUGCGACUAUGGCUUCGUCAUGGUGGCAUACGCCUGCGUCUUUGUCAUCCGCAGCAUCGCCGCCGCUGCCGAGGCAGUCCUCGCCGGUGCCCAGAGGAGGAAGUUGUUAGACGCCGUCAUGGACGCCGCCGCCCUGAUGCAGAGCUACAGCGCCAACAAGGGAACCCGGCCCUCCGUCUAUGGCUACGCCCUCGACAGGCUCUGUGCCACGAGCGUGCCGGGCGAUGUCAUGGCUCUGGGGCCGAACCGCCAAGCCGAAGCCCAAGCGCAGCCUGGUCUGGGUAUGGCCCCCAGCUUCAACGUGAGCCCGCCCACGUCGUCCACUGGGCUGGUCUUUCCGCCAUGCUCGUGGUCAUUUCACCCGCCUCAAACACCACCAGAUUCCUCCGCAACUCCCGUGAACGACUCGACGGCUCUGAAUAUGCUGGCUUCCUCAAUGGUACAGUCUGGUGGCUGGACCCAGUUUGGUGCGUCGCCAAAUACGCAGCAGAACAAUUCCUCCUGUAGUGCACAUCUUCAACCCGAAGAUGUGGGCCCCGAUGACCAGGCCGCCCGAGCUUUAUCUGAGCUUUGGAGCUUGAAUCAGAGCUUUCCGCUCUUCGAGGACAUCAUGCUCGAUAUUCCUCCCGGGGAGUCAUGAGCAAUAUCAUCGCGAAAAAGGGCUUCACUAAUUUGGGCAUUGGAUGGACUAAAAUAAUAUGAUGGAAUGGAAUGGCUAAAAACUCAGGCUCCGGUGGAUACUCCGGUGGCAAUGUUUCCUUUCUAUCUCUCUCACCUAACUCCUAUUAUGGCCCCUCCCUGCCAUUCUUACAACACCACCCAACCCGCUUUCUCUACGAGAUUCAUGACGCCAUAAUAGGAAACCUUCGUUCCCAACUGCUGUUAUGUUACUGUCAUCCAGAAUGGCCCCCUUUAAGGUUACCUUUUGGCGAAGAACAAACGCUCUGAGACAGGACAAUCCAGAACCAGGCAUAUUCUAAACCUUUUAAAUCAG